Messenger RNA from Ambispora gerdemannii, 651 nucleotides. NCBI's taxonomy places the organism in Eukaryota, Fungi, Glomeromycota, Glomeromycetes, Archaeosporales, Ambisporaceae. The record is from the annotation of a GenBank genome assembly.
AUGCCUAUCCGUCUUGGUACCAGUGCUCCAAACUUCCAAGCACAAACUACCAAAGGACCAAUUGACUUUCACCAGUUUAUUGGUAAUUCGUGGGUUGUUUUGUUCUCGCAUCCUGCUGAUUUUACCCCGGUUUGCACAACCGAACUUGGUGAAGUUGCCCGUCGUCAAUCAGACUUUGACUCACGUGGUGUAAAAUUGAUUGGUCUGUCGGCCAACAAAUUAGAAGAUCACAAUAAAUGGAUAGCAGACAUUAACGAGAUCAACAACGUCGAUCUGUCAUUCCCAAUCAUUGCCGAUUAUGAACGUAAAGUUUCGGCACUCUACGAUAUGUUGGAUUAUCAAGAUAUCACGAAUGUUGAUACGGCGGGAGUCCCGUUCACCGUCAGAAGUGUGUUUGUUGUUGACCCAAAGAAAACCAUCCGUUUGAUUCUUUCUUACCCAGCUUCUACCGGUCGUAACUUUGAUGAGCUCGUUCGUGUUAUCGAUUCUCUCCAAUUAGGCGACAAGCAUCGUAUCACUACUCCAGCUAACUGGAGAAAAGGUGAUGAUGUUAUUGUCCAUCCAAGUGUCACCAACGAGGAAGCUGAAAAAUUGUUUCCUGGUUUCAAGACUGUGAAGCCAUAUCUUCGUCUCGCUAAAUCUCCGUUCUAG